CUUCAAUAGGAAAUUCAGCUACAGCUCCUGUUCUAGUGCAAAAUAUUACUUCAACACAAAAUUCAGCACCAGCUCCAGAGGGCGAUCACAUUUCAGAAGAAAAUGUGUCAGCAGUCGACCUUUUAACUGAAGAUAUUCCAGAUAUAAAAGUGGAGCCGAGUUCUAAUAAUCAAGGAGAACAAAAAAAGAAAUCAAUUUUAACGAUAGAUGAAAUAAUAAAAUGGUUAUCAAAACCAGAAAUAAAAAAUAAUAAAAAAAUUAGAUCAAAGCCUAUGUCUAAAACUGAUGAAGAAUGGUUUGAUUUAAUGGAGACAGAUGAUGAUAAAGAUAGCGAACCAAGUGAUUCAGAAUAUGAUACAGCUGAUGAAGAUCCUGAAAUAACAGAAACUGAAAAAUUUAAUGAAGGUAAGGUAUGUGAUUAUUAUGCAUUUGUAUCAAAAGAAUACUAUGCUGAAGGUGAGCCAUUAGGCUUCUUUGAAUCAAUUGAGAAAAAAAUUGCUAAUGUAUAUAAAAGAGAAUUAGGCUUAAAAGAAGGAUUAAAGCAUGAAACAAUAAAAAUUAUUAAAGAAGAUCGAAUUAACACAACUAUAGAAAAAGAAUAUAAUGAAAUUAUUGAUGAAAUAAAAGAUGAAGUGUUACAAGAAUCUGAAUGGUCAUUGUCUGAGCAGAAGAGAGCGGAAACCAAUACAUCUUGA
Messenger RNA from Diversispora eburnea, 695 nucleotides. The record is from the annotation of a GenBank genome assembly. Lineage: Eukaryota; Fungi; Glomeromycota; Glomeromycetes; Diversisporales; Diversisporaceae.